AUGAGACCGAGACGAGACCGAGGUGAGACCGAGGUGAGACUGAGACGAGACCGAGACGAGGAGCGAGAGGGCGACAUUCAGGGACGUUGGAAAAGACGAGACCGAGACGAGACCGAGGUGAGACCGAGACGAGACCGAGACGAGGAGCGAGAGGGCGACAUUCAGGGACGUUGGAAAAGACGAGACCGAGACAAGACCGAGGUGAGACUGAGGCGAGACCGAGACGAGACCGAGACGAGGAGCGAGAGGGCGACAUUCAGGGACGUUGGAAAAGACGAGACCGAGACGAGACCGAGACAAGACAGAGGCCGAGACGAGACCAAGACAAGACCGAGACGAGACCGAGGCGAGACAGAGACGAGACCGAGGCGAGACCGAGACAUGGAGCGAGAGGGCGACAUUCAGGGACGGGGAGGUUGUUGGAAAAGACAAGACGGAGGCCGAGACGAGACCAAGACAAGACCGAGACGAGACCGAGGCGAGACAGAGGUGAGACUGAGGCCAGACCAAAACAAGGAGCGAGAGGCCGACAUUCAGGGACGGUGGGAGAUUGUUGGAAAAGACGAGAACGAGGCCGAGACGAGGCAGAGACGAGACCAAGACGAGGCCGAGAUGAGGCCGAGACGAGGCCGAGAUGAGGCUGAGACGAGGCCGAGAUGA
Knipowitschia caucasica is the source of this 660-nucleotide messenger RNA. The record is from the annotation of a GenBank genome assembly. NCBI's taxonomy places the organism in Eukaryota, Metazoa, Chordata, Actinopteri, Gobiiformes, Gobiidae.